GAUUUUUAAUUAUUUUAAACAAUUUGUUGCCAAAAUUAAACUUUUGAAAGAAAUAUAGUUAAUCUAUCUAAUAUUUUAAAGUAAACUUCAAUGGAAUUGGGCAAUAGAUUUAUUCCAAGCUCAAACUCAUCACUGGCUUACAGAAAUAGUGAUGGUGAAAGUAGUAGAACUGUAUCUCCAGUUCAAAAUGAUGCUGCAAAUAUUUCAAUAAGAGAUGAUUCAUUUUUCAGCUUUAACAAUUCAUAUAUUGCAAAUGAACUUAUCCUGCCUUCUAAUGAUUCAUCAGCAUCUAAUUCUCCAAAGUCAAAUAAUCUUUCUCCUUCCAAUUCCUUUCAGGAAAGUAUUGCUGACGCUCUAGGAUUUAAUAGUAAUGGGAAAGUUUUCCAAUUCGAGCCGUCACCUAAAAGUAAGAGUCCUCCAAGAAACAAGUCUAAAUCAAAAUCAAAUGGUCCUGGUCAACAACAGCAACCAAACACACCUUCAAAGAAUGAAAUGAAACUUAUAGCCCAUGCAAAACCAAAAUUUAAACGCUCUUCUAAGGUCAAGCUUUCUAAAGUUACAGUUGCAACUGAUAUUUUACAAGCGCCAGGAUUAAGAAAUGACUUUUAUUCAAAUCUAGUUAGCUGGUCUAAAAAGACAAACAAAAUAGCAGUGGGUUUAGGUGUAAAUUCUUAUUUAUGGGGUAUUGAUAAUCAUGUGGAACAAAUUCACUUAGAUGCCUUAUCUUUGGUUACUGCAGUCUCUUGCUCAAGAGAUGAUUAUAUUGUUAUUGCAAAUUCCAGAGGUAUGAUCUCUCUCAUUGAACAACCAAAGAAUAUAGUUUUAGCUGUUUACACUUUACAAAACAAAUGUGUUUUCUGCUUUGAAUGGUUUUCAAAAUCAAAUAGAUUUAUAGCAGGAAACGAAGUUGGAGAAGUUCAUAUUUUUGAAAUUGUGUAUGGUCAAACUAGAUAUGAAUUGGUUGAAGUGGCCUGUUUUAAAAGUCACCAACAACAAAUAUGUGGCUUAGCGUUAAGUAUGGAUAACACUCGUCUUGCCGUGGGUGCAAAUGAUAAUAGUUGCUCUUUGUGGGAUAUAAAAAACUUAGAAACAAUAUCCUUAAUGUUUGUCCUCCCUCAUAAUGCUGCUGUUAAAGCCAUUGCCUUUUGUCCUUGGACAAACUCUCUUUUAGCAACAGGUGGAGGGAGUAAAGAUAGAAAAAUAAGAUUUUGGCAUACUUCUAGCGGUACUAAGCUAAAUGAAAUUCCUACUCAUGGUCAAGUUACAUCCUUAAUUUGGUCUAGAUACAAAAAGGAAAUAGCAGCUACUUUUGGAUUUGGAGCGGAUAGUACAAGCUCAUUGUUAUGUGUCUACUCUUAUCCUUCUAUGAAACCGUUGGUCGAGGUCCCAUCAGUUCCUAAUUUAAGAAUUCUUAGUUCUUCAAGCAGUCCAGAUUGGAGUUCUGUUUGUGUUGCAGCCAAUGAUUCUACAGUGAGAAUUUACAAAUUGUGGGAGAAAACUCACGAUAUUGGAAUAACAAUGGAAUUAAAAGGUUCUGGAACCUAUGGAAGUUCAUUAAUUGAAUAUCAAGAAGGUAUUGGUUCCAUAAAUGAUUCAGUUAGAUAACAUUGGUCUAUAGUGUACCCUCAACGUGUGUCAAACUAAAUGAGACCGAAAAUAUGUCAAAGACACAAUUGAAAUUUGACAUAAGGGCGACGCUAAAAAAGGAGACAGAUCAUUUAA
Molecule: messenger RNA, 1722 nt
Organism: Scheffersomyces coipomensis
Lineage: Eukaryota; Fungi; Ascomycota; Pichiomycetes; Serinales; Debaryomycetaceae
Exons: 2
Coding region: 91-1605 (504 amino acids)
Biological process (GO): anaphase-promoting complex-dependent catabolic process; positive regulation of anaphase-promoting complex-dependent catabolic process; positive regulation of ubiquitin protein ligase activity
Cellular component (GO): anaphase-promoting complex
Molecular function (GO): protein binding; anaphase-promoting complex binding; ubiquitin ligase activator activity
Source: RefSeq, a predicted model, not a curated record